Messenger RNA from Carica papaya (papaya), 3057 nucleotides. NCBI's taxonomy places the organism in Eukaryota, Viridiplantae, Streptophyta, Magnoliopsida, Brassicales, Caricaceae. The record is from RefSeq and is a predicted model, not a curated record.
CCCCCGAAUAAAGCAAGCGAACCAAUUUAGUUUUUUUGUCUGUUGGUUCAGAUUUGACGAAUCCGACCCGCCCCUUUCUAUUUCUCUUCGUCUCCCAAUUUUUCUAGGGAAUUUUGUUGCAUCCACGGCAUUCCUUCGGGUGUUUCUUUAGUUGUUGCGAUCUGUGUACCGAUCUAGUUGGGCCGAAUGAGAACUAAGUCCGGGGGAAAUUACUGCGAGUUUUGACAGAAAAGAGAAGAUUCUAGAGAGAGAGAGAGAUAGAGAGAGAGAGAGGGAGGAAGAUAUGGUGGAAUGAGGUUAAAGAAGAGAGAUGGCGAGGGGAGAAUGGGGAUAUGGAGGGGGGAGAGGGAGCGGUUGUUCGUACAAGAGGACCACUCUUAUUGUUUGCUCCGUCAACAUUAUCAUUGCUCUUUACGUUCUUCGUUCUCUUUAUGCUUCUCUUUAUAUCUAUUCUAGUAGCAACAACGUUGUAAACUACACCCCGGAUCAGAUUAGGAAAAUGGAGGAAUCUAUACGGGUUCGAAGAGCGAAAGAACCUGCGGAGCUUGUUAAAUUGGUGAAGAAACUGAGGCAUGAGCUUUCCAGCGAGGAGCCAGUAAUUGAGAUAUCACGGGUUGUGAAACAGAGACUAACUGAUGAGUUACUGGAGCGCUUAAGGAGUUUAGAUGAUAGCGUGAAUGCUACUCAGCGGCGAGGUGGGUGCACCUUUAACCUCAAUUUAAGUAUCUUAUCUUUAUCAUACAAAAACUUAAAAAUAGUAUUAAAUGCUCUUUCAAUGGUUAGCAAAGCAGUAAAGGCUGGAAGGGUAAGUCAAAUGAAGAGAUUACUGCAAAUGAACUAGAUGGUAGUGAAACAUGUUCUAAUUGACACAUUUUCAGUCCUAUACUCAUGAUUUUUAGUUCGAUUUUACUGUUGUCUUCUGGAAUUACUCCAUAAUUAUUUUUGGGAAUAUUUAGGCAUUAUUUGAUGCAUCAAGAUUGCAUGUAGCACCCGAUCCAUAAGCUUCCAGUGAUCAUUUCUCAUUCUUCUAGGUUCAUUGUUGAAUGAAGUGUGUUUUUGCUUUCUUUAGGAAGAGUGGAUGUGUUAUUCAUUAACAUCAUGAUGCUCGUAAGUUGUUACUGGUGAAUCAAACAAAUGCUCUAACUUCUUCUCUUCCUCUUUGUCAUAGAACUAAUUUUUUUAUGUUUCACCAACCCAGAUAAAUUUUGUCAGUUUUGUCAAGUUACUAUAUUCAAGUUCUAUCCUGAUUUAGUGCAGUGAUACUGUUGCUAUUUUAACUUUUUGGAAACUGUCUGAAUCACUAGAACCUACAUAUCUUUAGAUGAAAACUGCUGGAAUUAGUAUAAGAAAGCUUGGGCCUUGUUAUGACAUCUUCCAUCUUACCACAUUGUAUUUCUUUUAUGGCCCAAUAGCCGAUAAAGGAAAAGAAGAAAGCAGAACAAGGAAAAAUGUGGGAGUUCAAGAGUGGGCCCCAUGCAGGAGAGUGAACUCCUUAAACAGUUUUACUUAAUAUUUUAUUUGGGAAAAGAGGAUAUUCAGUGGAUGAGUGUGGAAGUAAGUAAGAAAUAGGGUCACGAAAGAUCCUUAAAAUUAGGAAUUUGGUAUUUAUUGCAUUUAGCAUUAUUAGGAGCAGACUAGGAGGCCCUCUGUUAAAAGAAAGGCUCAUGAUCUGAUCAUCAAUAAAUAUGUAAAAAAUUCACUUGAAUAAAAGGAAUAAGGAAUGAUUAAUUGAAAACAGUUUGUAAAGUACCUUAACUCUAGAGAUCUGUGAUCUCUUUCCGGUAAAACCUGAACCAUAAAUUCCACAUAUUUGAACCCAUAACCUGAUCCUAAAGUUGGGAUUGAAACAACGGAGUAGGAGGCUAUGAGUGUAUUUUGAAACUUGGGACCAUAAUAGGUUGGUGUCAGAGUAGGAGGCUAUUGGUGAUCUAAAGUUCUUUUAUUUUGAUAGAAACAAAUUCUUAUUAAGAAAGAAAGGAAGAAAAAACAUACCAAAAAAGGAGGACAAGAAAUCCUCAAGAAAAGAAAAAAUAUAAAAAAAACAAACAAAAAUGAAGGUUAGAUAAUUCUUCUACAUAUCAGUUUUUCUUUAAAGCAGAUAAAGAUAAAUCCUUAAAGUGAUCUUAUGCCUUAUAAUAAAGGGAAGCUAAGAAAGGCAACUUUUCCCAAAGGAUCAUUAUUGGUGAAGAGUAGUCCCUCAGUUUUCUUGCAACAAAUAACCUAGCAAAGAAGGCAUUGCACCAAAGAAGCCUAAUCUCUUUCUUCAAAUUUGGAACAAAGAAAAGACAUUAAGACAGCCCUAUUUUUUUGGUGAAGCCCAAGAAAUGCCAAAAGUGUCAAACAAAUGACACUAAAUUCUCUAGGCCAUAUCACAAUGCAAAAAUAGAUGAUUGUGAAUCUUCGCAUCACAAAUCCCUGAGUACAAUUCACAAUUUGGUCAACAAGCUGGGAGCAUAUAAUUAGUAUUUAGCUUGCCGAAAACUGCAGACUAAACUAAAACUUCAAUCUUAGAGAGAGUGGAAAUCUUCCAAAAAAUUUUAUUUUAAAGUGUCAUUACAGGAGGCAGGACGGUAAACUGAAGAAAAAGUAUAAUAUGAUUUGCAUGACUAGAGGCUUUGAGGUUUCCGAAAACCAGGUUCUAUGAUCAGGGUUAUAAGAACAGAAUCAAGUAGGUGAAGCAAAACCUUCAUCUCAUUAACCUCCCAGUCAUUAAAGUUUCUAAAAGAUCUGUUCCAACAGAUGGAAUCAUUAAAGGACUACUCAAGAAAAGAAAUGUUGACAUGGUGACUUGGUGGUAUACUUUACAGACGAGGGAAAUGGGAUGCUAAAGGAAUGUUAUCAUGUCAAGGAUCCUCUCAAAAGGGUAAGUGAGAACCUUCACCACCCUCAAUUUGAGCAAGGGUAAGAAUGAAUCAGAAAGGCUGGGGAUCUUAUAUGUCCUCAAAAUAAUGGCUUCAGAACGCUGUCCAUCAUGAUGCAAACCAAAAAUGCUGUUAAUUACCCUGCACUACAAAGACUUAGGUUCAAAAGGAAACUUGAGAAGCUAUUUGGCCAAAA